AGGGAGCAGUGGUCUUUGGACUGACCUGCUGUGUGAAUCCUGGCAGUGGUGCUGGAGCCCAUCCUGCUGACGGGUGCAGCCAGUGUACCUGGAAGGCUCUCUCAGGAAGCAUCUGCAGGGGAACACCAAAUAUUUUGGUCAAUGCAGCACAAAGAUUGAUGGCAGUGUGAUGUACCUCUGCCCUGAACAACAUGGGGAAAAACAACCCCAGUUACAGGACAGUCCUCAGCUAGGUGUGAACCAGGAAACGGCCCAGGUCAUUCAAGCAGCCUUCAGAAAUGCCAAAUUCCCAAACAUCACCGGGGAAAGGUCCAUGCGGCUCCUCGGCAGGGUGGCUUACGGGCUGAGCAACAUCCAGGUCAAUGAUUUGUCCAUCCAGAGCAGCGAGGUGGAGCUCAGGGAGGACGAUGCCAUUCACAUCUCCAUUAAAAACGUGACAGCCUUGUUCAGAGGGACGCUGACCUACGGCUAUGCCGGGGCCUGGUUCUUGCAGCUUUUUCAUUCAGUUGAUUUUGAAAUUGAAUCUUCCAUUGACCUCCAGCUAAACAUCGAUCUCAUGUGCCAAAAGGAGCUAGUGGCUCCUGAUGCCUCAGACUGCUACUUGACUUUCCACAAACUCACACUUCACCUCCAAGGAGACAAGCAACCUGGCUGGCUGAAGCAGCUCUUCACAGAUUUCAUCUCCUUCACUCUGAAGCUUGUCCUCAAGAGGGAGGUGUGCAAGGAAAUAAAUGCUGUUGCUCAGACGCUGACAAAUUUUAUACUUGAUUUAGCAGCCAAUUUUGUGCGGGAUAAGGACAUCAUUGUUGAUAUCUCCCUGGCAUCAGAUCCUGUGAUAAAAGCCAGCUACAUAGAAUCCCAUCACAAGGGCCUUGUCGUGUACCAGAACAGCUCCAGUGUGCUCAGUGACUCUGUUUUCUCCCCGCUGCUGCUGACUGAGUCCCGCAUGCUCUACUUCUGGCUGUCCCAGCACAGCCUCAGCUCCCUGGCUGCUGCAGCUUUCUCAGAUGGGCGGCUGGUGCUGAACCUCGGAGGGGAGAAACUGCAGGAGCUGUUUGAGAUGGAAGACACAGAAGUGCAGAGGAAGGCAGUGCAGAUGGUUUUUCAAGGCACCUCCUACAAUGACUCUGUGGCCAAGGUGUGGAGUCUCACCCAGCCCCAGAUUUCUCCUCAGCCUGAAGGGACCGUGGUGAGGUCCUUGGUAGCAGUGGAGGUCAGCAUCCUUCCCACAGGAGAAGAACCCCUGGUGGCUCUGUACAUGGAGCAGGAAAUCACAGUCACUAUCCAAGCUACCUAUGCAGAAAAGAAACUCAGUUUGCAGCCUGUGGACUCCAGCAUAGAAAUUAAAGUGUUUAAAUGCACAGCUGAUCCAAGUGGGGAGGACCCAUCCAUACAAAGCUUCCUGCAGAAUAUGAUCUUGGUUGCUGGCAUUCCAGAAGUAACUUCAAGUAUUGGAUCAGCUCUGACUUCACUGAUGAACAGCAAAAGGCUUGAUCUCUUUGAUAUCAUAAAUCCUGAGAUCAUCACUGGAAAGGGAUAUGUAAUUGUGCAGCUUGACUUUGGCUUCCCAAGUCAUUUGCUUCUUAAUUUUUUUGAGAAAAGUUUGUAGAGCUCAUCCCUUCACAGAGGAGCACAGGAACUUGUGUACAACCAGAAAAAUUGUGUCUGAACCAAUUAAAAGAUGAACUGCUUUAAAUACA
Molecule: messenger RNA, 1700 nt
Organism: Prinia subflava (tawny-flanked prinia)
Lineage: Eukaryota; Metazoa; Chordata; Aves; Passeriformes; Cisticolidae
Gene: CETP
Product: cholesteryl ester transfer protein
Exons: 16
Coding region: 170-1609 (479 amino acids)
Biological process (GO): triglyceride homeostasis; low-density lipoprotein particle remodeling; triglyceride metabolic process
Cellular component (GO): high-density lipoprotein particle
Molecular function (GO): phosphatidylcholine binding; cholesterol binding; triglyceride binding
Source: RefSeq, a predicted model, not a curated record